Messenger RNA from Brienomyrus brachyistius, 1109 nucleotides. RefSeq names its product zgc:153031. Gene Ontology annotation, molecular function: NADP binding; dihydrofolate reductase activity. Gene Ontology annotation, biological process: dihydrofolate metabolic process; glycine biosynthetic process; tetrahydrofolate biosynthetic process. Gene Ontology annotation, cellular component: mitochondrion. Lineage: Eukaryota; Metazoa; Chordata; Actinopteri; Osteoglossiformes; Mormyridae. Bases 220 to 813 code for a protein of 197 amino acids. The record is from RefSeq and is a predicted model, not a curated record. The transcript has 6 exons.
AACGGUACAGAGACCGGUUCAUCGUGGUUAUUUUGUAUCAUAUCAUUUUGAAUAUAGGGUCCACAGACGACAUUUUUGCGUGCGACGUUCUUGGCAAUGUUAUGCAAUACGCCCCCAGUUUAUCCAAAGGGCGUUUCAUCUCUGGGAGUAUAAAGCAGCAUGAGCAGUAGAAGAGGACAGACAUUGCAAAUCUCGGCUGGGAGCUGACGAUCGGGCAACAUGUUUGCCAGUCAGGAGAAAGUUCAAGGGAGACCGAUAAGGCUUAUCGCCGCUGCGUGCAAAAACAUGGGGAUCGGCAAAAACGGGCGGCUUCCAUGGACCUUACCGAUGGAGUUCCAGUACUUACUGGACAAAAUCUCUAGUGUUUCCAGGCCAGGUAAGAAGAACCUGCUGGUGUGGGGGAGAAUCUGCUGGUUCUCCACCCCUGAGAACCUGCACCCCAUUGAUAACGCUGUCAAUGUGGUUCUGAGCAAAACAAUCAGCACCUUACCCAAGCACGCACACCACCUCUGUAGCGACUUUGAGAGCGCAGUCGUCCUGGCCACCAUCCCGCCUCUUAAUCAGGUGGUAGAGACCAUCUGGAUCUUAGGUGGGGUUGAGAUUUACAAGAAAGCGCUGGCGCAUCCCUGGUGUGACCUGAUCUACCUCACCGACAUCAUGGCCGACUUCGACUGUGAUACUUUCUUCCCAGGGUUUGACCGGAGUGUUUACAGACUGCAAGACCGUUUUCCAGGUGUGCCUGAUGAGUGUCAGCAGGAAUGCGGCAUCAGAUACAAAUUCCAAGUUUUCAAGAAGGAGUUGGGCUACAGAUGAAAGCAGGAAGUGGAUAGUAAUGGACUGCGGACCAGUGUACAGCCAGGAGAAUACUGUGAAAAGACUAUAAAUGACACUAACGUACAGUAAUAUAAAAACACAGCCUGCCCUGUUUGCCUAUCAUUGGCUAAUUUAAUCGUAGCUUUCCUGAGAUUAAUAUUGUGUGGUGAAGCAAUUAACAUGUGUAUGUGAGUGAAACAAUUAAAAGCUGAAACAUACUGUGUAUUUGCUGAGUGUUAAAAGCCAGCUUAUAUUUGUUAUAAAUUAUUAUCAUAAAAGUGUUGUAGAGGUUCUUA